UGCAAUAAAGCCUUCCUUUCCAAAAGCGAUCUAACAAGGCAUAUGAGAGUACAUACAAAGGAGAAGCCAUACCGCUGUGAGAUUUGCAGUAAGGCCUUCUCAGAGAAAAGUCAUCUAGUAUGUCACAUGAGAGUGCAUACAAAGGAGAAACCAUACAGCUGUGAGAUAUGCACCAAGUCAUUCUCAUGCAAGAGUGGCCUGGUAAAGCACACGAGAGUACAUACAAAGGAGAAGCUGUACAACUGUGAGAUUUGUAACAAGGCCUUUUCACACAAAACUUGUCUAGUGAGCCAUAUGAGAAUACAUACAAACGAGAAGCCAUACAGCUGUGAGAUUUGCAAUAAGGCCUUCUUAGAGAAAAAUACUUUAGUGCGGCAUAUGAGAGUACAUACAAAAGAGAAACCAUACAGCUGUGAGAUUUGCAGUAAGGCCUUCUCACAUAGAAAUAGUCUAGUUAGCCAUAUAAAUACAUACAAAGGAGAAGCCGUGCAUCUGUGAGAUUUGCAAUAAGGACUUUUCACAUAGAACUAGUCUAGUGAGUCAUAAGAGAGUACAUACAAAGGAGAAACCAUACAGCUGUGGGAUUUGCAACAAGGCCUUUUCUGAGAAAAGUACUC
Penaeus monodon (black tiger shrimp) is the source of this 617-nucleotide messenger RNA. Its product is annotated as zinc finger protein 525-like. Gene Ontology annotation, cellular component: nucleus. NCBI's taxonomy places the organism in Eukaryota, Metazoa, Arthropoda, Malacostraca, Decapoda, Penaeidae. The record is from RefSeq and is a predicted model, not a curated record.